AUGGCAGCUGACUGUGACUGUGGCUGUAAGAUAGAAUGUGACUGUGGCUACUGUGACUGUGUCUGUAAGAUAGACUGUGACUGUGGCUGUAAGAUAGACUGUGACUAUGGCUGUGCUUUAGACUGUGACUGUGGCUGUGCUUUAGACUGUGACUGUGUCUGUAAGAUAGACUAUGACUGUGGCUACUGUGACUGUGGCUGUGCUUUAGACUGUGACUGUGGCUGUGCUUUAGACCGUGACAGUUGCUUUGAGAUAGACUGUGACUGUGGCUGUAAGAUAGACUGUGACUGUGGCUUUGAGAUAGACUGUGACUGUUGCUGUGCUUUAGACUGUGACCGUGGCUGUGCUUUAGACUGUGACCGUGGCUAUGCUUUAGACCCUGCCAGUGGCUGGGAGAUAGACUGUGACUGUGUCUGUAAGAUAGACUGUGACUGUGGCUGUAAGAUAGACUGUGACCGUUGCUGUGCUUUAGACUGUGACCGUGGCUAUGCUUUAGACUGUGACCGUUGCUGUGCUUUAGACUGUGACCGUUGCUGUGCUUUAGACCGUGCCAGUGGCUGUGAGAUAGACUGUGACUGUGGCUGUAAGAUAGACUGUGACUAUGGCUGUAAGACCAUGCGUAUGACUAUCAGUUAUCUCACACCAUGA
Messenger RNA from Haliotis rufescens (red abalone), 648 nucleotides. Its product is annotated as balbiani ring protein 3-like. NCBI's taxonomy places the organism in Eukaryota, Metazoa, Mollusca, Gastropoda, Lepetellida, Haliotidae. The transcript is spliced from 3 exons. The record is from RefSeq and is a predicted model, not a curated record. The coding region runs from base 1 to 648 and encodes 215 amino acids.